GUGCAAGCAUAUGCGAUCUGCAAGCAUAUGCGAUCUGCAAGUGUAUGCGCUCUGCAAGCAUAUGGGAUGUGCAAGCGUAUGCAAUCUGCAAGCAUAUGCGAUGUGCAAGCAUAUGCGCUCUGCAAGCAUAUGCGAUCUGCAAGCAUAUGCGAUCUGCAAGCAUAUGCGAUCUGCAAUCAGAUGCGAUCUGCAAGCAUAUUA
Molecule: messenger RNA, 201 nt
Organism: Volvox carteri f. nagariensis
Lineage: Eukaryota; Viridiplantae; Chlorophyta; Chlorophyceae; Chlamydomonadales; Volvocaceae
Exons: 1
Source: RefSeq, a predicted model, not a curated record